AUGGAUGACCAUAAUUACACCAGCAUGGCUAUAUUUGUUCUUCUUGGCUUGCCUAAUGCCCCUCAGCUCCGUGCCGCUUCAUUUGCCUUGUUUAUGAGCAUUUAUCUAUUGACCUUGCUGGGUAAUCUGAUGAUCCUCUCUGCCAUAAUAUCUGAUUAUCAUCUUCAUACUCCGAUGUACUUCUUUUUAUCUAACCUAUCUGUCUUAGAGAUGUGCUACACAACUAUAACAGUCCCUAAUAUACUUUCCAUUAUCUUAACCAACAAUAAUCAGAUCUCUUUCAGGGCUUGCAUCUGCCAGGUUUAUCUUUUCACACUGUGUGCCACCACUGAGUGCAUUAUUCUGGCCCUUAUGGCAUAUGAUAGAUAUGUUGCUAUAUGCCUGCCCUUAAGAUACAGACUUAUCAUGAGCCGCCAUCUUUGCCUUCAGUUAUCUAGUACAGCCUGGAUGAGCGGCAUUGUAAAUUCAGUGAUUCAGAGCCUUCCUACAUCCCGUCUCCCAUUCUGUAAUAUUAAUAAGAUCUAUCGAUUGUACUGUGAGGUCCAGCCACUGCUGCAGUUGUCCUGUAGUGAUACUUCACUAAACAAAAUGCUGACCUCAGCCUCUGCUACAAUAUUUGGAGUUGGGUUCAUGACUUUUAUUUUGAUUUCCUAUAUUUUUAUAAUCGCUGCCAUUUUAAAAAUCCCAUCUCUAGCUGGGAGAAAGAAGGCUUUCUCUACCUGCACCUCCCACAUCACGGUGGUGACUAUGUAUUAUGGAGCUCUCAUAUUCAUGUAUUUAAGACCAAAGUCCAGCGAUUCAGGAAGGAUGGACAGUGCUGUUUCUGCUGUUUACUGUAUGGUAAUUCCAGUCCUGAACCCCUUCAUCUAUAGCCUGAGGAACAAAGAUGUCAAAUGUUCUCUAAGGAACAUGUUUACAUCCCAAAAAAACUGGUGA
Molecule: messenger RNA, 936 nt
Organism: Bombina bombina (fire-bellied toad)
Lineage: Eukaryota; Metazoa; Chordata; Amphibia; Anura; Bombinatoridae
Product: olfactory receptor 5V1-like
Exons: 1
Coding region: 1-936 (311 amino acids)
Biological process (GO): G protein-coupled receptor signaling pathway
Cellular component (GO): membrane
Molecular function (GO): G protein-coupled receptor activity; olfactory receptor activity
Source: RefSeq, a predicted model, not a curated record